UCUAUUUUGUCCACAAAUUUGAUUAGACAAUUUAUUCCGUACAGAUUAAGUAUUUUCUUCUUCUUCUUCUUCUUCUUCUUCUAUUUGGUUUAAGCCGGCGUAUACAGGCUUUCGAGACUUAUUAAGUACCAGUUAAUGAAAUUCCAUUCCUACCAUAUUCUUUGUCAAUUGUGCAUGUUAUAGCUCGUUCUUCCUGCAUUUCAUUAACCAAAGUCCUUAUCAUCAUCGUUGCACUUCCCGCAAAAACGUUCGACCGGGCCACGUGUACGUUAUGACACGAGAAACCGCACCGGUGUGAUGGUUCCCUGACGUGACUAUUUGUCCGACUGACACGACGCUUUAGAAGGAACAUGAUUCCCGUGCGGUUACGGCGCUUGAUAUCGCGGGGUGUAGAAUUUCUCGCACCUAAUCAACGUGCCCUAGAGCGCGUUUUGCCCGAGAUUGUCAAACGAGCGGAUGGAUUGAUCAGUGGCAGUAGCUUCUUGCAGGUGAAACACCCAGUAGCAUCGUGGCAGAUCACAUCGAAAACGCACCGAUCAACAGUUUCACGACUCCCCUCCAGCACCACCAACGUUGCGAUUGCAACAUUGUUUAAGGCCGCCACGGGAUCGGUAUGCAUGCGUCCCUGCACUGCCCACACUACCCGCGAUCAUUAAAACUACAUCAAUCAGCUCGCCCGCCCACCCGUGAAGCAGCAGCAAGGUGUCAGGUCUAUGUUGUGCCCGUGGCGCGCUAACCGCACGACAUGUGCCCGGUGGUUUUGGCACCCUUGCCCGAGCGGGCCGAGAUUAUUUAUCAUUUUCAUCGCCACCUUGCAUACCCGCUGCUACCGGCCUGACACUUGACGUAUUCAUUAGAUUGCCAUGCAAAUAGCCCGCGGAACUCGGGCCGCCGGGGAACGCCUUCUAUGCUGCUGAUUUGCAAUGCAUUAAGGGGGACAACCCCCGAUCUAGCUAGCCAAGUUGCUGCAGCAGGAGCAUAAAUAAAAAAACAAGCAAUUCCUUGUCGUGAAGUUAUCCUUCGCAUCUAACGAACCGAUCUUACAUGCACACCAUUUGCAUUGAUUGGGGAGGGGGCUGCACCGGCCCAAACCAGCCCAAGGGCACCGGACGCAUGAGCUACAAGCGCACGCUUGCUGAAUACAUGCUCGAAUCGAGCGCUUCGGCUAAUAAAAACGCACCUACGACCAGGCAACAACAUCUCACUGGCCACUGGCGUCGCGGCCUUUUGGGUUGGUAUACGGAGGCUGACGGAGGCCUGCACGCCAGCGUUCUAAUCUUACCCGGGGGAAUUUUUAAAAAGCGAGAACCAAAACUCCCGACCGUCGAUAAUGAAGAGCGGAACGGGAUUUCUUUCGUUUAAUUAGCAGGGUUCCGCUUUUGUUCUUUUACUUGCGAGUGCGUAAUCUCUUGCGUUUCGCUUGACGUGGUAGAAAGAAUUGGGAGAUAGCACAGAUGAACCGAUACCCUUCGCUAGCCCUACGGCACGGACACGGUCAGGGAAGGUCACGGCAAAGUUUGAAGUGUUUCCGGGAAGUUGAGGCUGUUCCUAAUGCUGACGAAAUGGAACCGCACGGACAAUCGCAGCAGGCGUCAUAACCGUAUAUCCCUCGCAACGCACAAUCGCACGAUCACAGUAGCCAGUGGAACCGACCACACAAGUUUACCCCUUGAAAACCCGUCAUGUCACGAAACGAAAUUAAAAAGUCGAAAAUACCGAAACCAUGUCCGACCGAGCAGGAGCUCGGCCGGGAGGAAGAACUCCUCGACGAAACGAUACCGCCGAGCGAACUGUUCCACUGUACCAGCUCACUGCUGGCUAGCGAAUCGCUGUACACCGCCACGAUCAACGGGCAGGAGUGUCAGCUUCCGUUCGAAGUGCUGCCGGAAGUGUCCUCUUCCGUCGUGAAUCUGGAGGAUACGGCCAUCUCGCGCCAACCAUUUCCCUGUCCCGCCGGCGGGUGCCGGCAGCCGUGCUGCUUGUUUAUGUUCGCCACACACGUCGCCUUCGACCACCAGGAGGUGCUGGUGGACACACUGUGGCCGGGCGAAACCAACACCAUCCUGAUCGACCCGUACACGGAACCGACCGACCAGCCGCGCUGUCACAGGCUUCUGCUUCUUAGUGGCAAAAUAAGAGGACUUGGCGAUGGGAAGCAUCGGGAUAAGCUGCCGUUUGCGCUGAUGUCGUCGAAAUGUUCGCUCCACGGUUCGGACCGGCUGGUGCUGUGGAUUACCGGUCCCGACGCGGGCGAUGGCCACCGGCAGCAGUACACGCUCGAGGCGGGAAAGAACGAAUCCUCCCGGCUGGUGAUGUACGCGGUAGCCUUCAGCGGUGAGAUCGUGCCGCUGCACGGUUCGCAGGACGCGGCGGAGCUGCACCGGUCCGGCGCUGGGCUGGUCGUACCCGAGCAGCAGCUAGACUUUCUUACCGACAGCCGCACGAAGCUUCUGGAAGUUUGUGUGCAUUUCUAUUGAUAACCGGUCGGACGGUCGGGCGUGCAAUGCAAAUCGUGCCUUUUUGCCGGUGGACUUGCGCGAAUAAUUCAUCAGGAAACGCCUCCCUCUCGCGGGAAAAGGGUUCGGAUGGUUCGCAGUUCAUGCUGUGGCCCCCGGGGGUGCAUGGGGUUAAUUUGGGUUUCGGUGAAAUGGUCAAUGGCGCACACAUCCAUUAGCAUCGUGUCGAGAAGCAGUAGUAAAAAUCGUUGCCUGAAACGUGA
Molecule: messenger RNA, 2719 nt
Organism: Anopheles coluzzii
Lineage: Eukaryota; Metazoa; Arthropoda; Insecta; Diptera; Culicidae
Exons: 2
Coding region: 1683-2477 (264 amino acids)
Source: RefSeq, a predicted model, not a curated record